CCCAAACAAGGUGUUGGAGAAAGCAACGGUUCGAAAAGGCGAAAACCCACUGUUACUGCCAAUGGAAUCUGAAAUGGAAUCAGAGAUUGCUCCAUACAGAGAAGAAGAAGAAGCUGAAGCAGAAGCAGAAGAAGACCAACAAGAAUCAGAAGAACGGCCAGUGGUGCUGAAAACAACGAAAGUGGUUGAAUAUUUGGUGCCAUUAAUGGGACUUGAACUUCUUUGCAAGUUCCCUGAUAACUCCGCCUAUGACUUUGAUUACUCUCGCAGCACUAUUUGGUCCCCUUUGCUUCCCAGACCUUAUAGCCCCAUGGAUUUCGAUCUCAUAACCCCCACAAAGCUUUCUUUCACCAAUUCCAAGUUCUUUAGACCCAGAAGCAGCGCCAUCAAGGUGGCUUCUAAGCUUAGGAAGAAGCUCAACCUUGAUUUCAUCAACAACAAGAACAAGAACAAGAAGAUGGUUUCUGAUUUGUCUCCUACUACUUGCAAUUUCAACCCCAUCAUCAAGAAGGGAUGGGGGAAGGCACUAAAAGCUGCGUCGAAACAGUUUAAGAGAUGGAAAUCUAAGAGAGAUCCCAUUGCCCAUGUCAUGUUACCCAAAUCUUUCAGCCAUGGAGACUUUUAAAUAUUCAGCACUCACGUUGGUUUACAAAAAAUUUAAGAUCAAAUAAUUUGGUUUUUAUUUAUUUAUUUAUUUUGUUACUAUGAAGUCUUUGAUGGAUUGGUCCUUCCGUAAUAUUAUUUAAAGUGAGGGAGGGAUC
Molecule: messenger RNA, 761 nt
Organism: Arachis stenosperma
Lineage: Eukaryota; Viridiplantae; Streptophyta; Magnoliopsida; Fabales; Fabaceae
Exons: 2
Coding region: 62-625 (187 amino acids)
Source: RefSeq, a predicted model, not a curated record